Messenger RNA from Aquila chrysaetos chrysaetos, 3139 nucleotides. It is a transcript of the gene GOLT1B, whose product is annotated as golgi transport 1B. Gene Ontology annotation, biological process: endoplasmic reticulum to Golgi vesicle-mediated transport; retrograde transport, endosome to Golgi. The record is from RefSeq and is a predicted model, not a curated record. Gene Ontology annotation, cellular component: membrane; endoplasmic reticulum. The transcript is spliced from 5 exons. Bases 131 to 547 code for a protein of 138 amino acids. Lineage: Eukaryota; Metazoa; Chordata; Aves; Accipitriformes; Accipitridae.
CGGCCCCUCCAAUCGGCGGCCCCCUUCCACCCGGCGGCGAGGCGAAGGGGGCUGCGUGUUUCCGGAAGACGUGGCUGUUACAGCCGCCGCUUCUCAGCCCUGCGCUCUCGGCCCCGCCGCUGCCGCCACCAUGAUCUCCCUCUCGGACACCCAGAAAAUUGGAAUGGGACUAACAGGGUUUGGAGUGUUCUUCCUUUUCUUUGGAAUGAUACUCUUCUUUGACAAAGCUCUUUUGGCUAUUGGAAAUGUUUUAUUUGUGGCUGGCUUGUCUUUUGUUAUUGGUUUAGAAAGAACGUUUAGAUUCUUCUUUCAAAAACACAAAAUGAAAGCAACGGGCUUUUUCCUGGGUGGUGUGCUCAUAGUUCUCAUUGGUUGGCCUUUAAUAGGAAUGAUCCUUGAAAUUUAUGGGUUCUUCCUAUUAUUCAGGGGGUUCUUUCCUGUGGUUGUUGGCUUUAUUAGAAGAGUUCCAGUUCUUGGAUAUCUCUUGAAUUUACCUGGUAUAAGCUCGCUUGUAGAUAAAGUUGGAGAAAGCAACAACAUGGUAUAAUGACAAGAGGGCAGAAGACUGAUUCUAAACUUACUGUAUUAUUUAUAAAAUCCUUUUGAAGAAUACUCAGCACAAAGAUUAAGUUGUGUACAAAGGAAAAGCUUGUUACAUUCUUUACAUAACAGUUUAAUUUAAAAUGUAUAGUCAACAAUAUACAUUAGAAAAGAAGCCCUGCAAGUGUGCUUCUAGGAAAGUAACUCCAGAGUUCAGGAAGUAAACUGAAGAGGUGAAAGUCAUGGAAUAACCCAUGUUACAACUGUUCAAGACUAUCUUUGUUGGUUUUGGAAAAUAUGCUAGAGGCAAUGAACCCUUGUGGAAUUAACGGUGCCUGUACUUUACCUCCUUAUUUUGAAGGUGCAGUAGAGCAAACAGGCCUACAUUUUUAAGAGUGACCCAAACUUAUCCAACCCUCUGCUUGCUAUCCUCAGAGUGCAAAAAAAACCCAACCAAACAGAAAACUUCUUGUGUAACAAGAGAUGCGUCUUUGCAUGAAGGUUAAGAUGACUAUUCAUCUUUAAGUGUAUUAUGACAAAAAAAAAAAAAGAAACCCUACACGGUUCUGUUGUAAACAUUUUUGUAAAUAUGUGGCUGAAAUAAAACAUUGUUAUCUUAAUGUUUCAAAGCCAAAUGUAAGUUGAUUGUAUUUGCCUUCCGUUUUGGAAUAAGCAAAAGGUCAAUCUUGAAUAACCACGGUCUUAAAUGUUGGUUCUGAACAUGUAGAGCUCAGCAGGGAACUCUGGAAACUGACUUGCACUCCUUCCAGUUUGUUCUCCUUGAGUCAUGUUACACGUGCAUCCAGAUGAGAAUGUAGCCCCUUGUCGCUAACAUGAUAACUUUGUGAAAUAUGCAUAGUUCACAAAAAAUGCAUUUGGUUAAGGUGCUGACAUGAACCCUGUGAAAUGUAUCUUAUCAAAAUUUGAACCUUUUUUUUUAAAUAGUUUGAAGGUAAGGUUUCUUUGUUUACUCUGGAACUACAAAUUGACUUUUAUUUUUUACAGUAAUAAAAUGAAAACUUAAAAGUUCUGUGUAUGUGAGUCUCUGGGGAGAAAAUUAAGCUAAUGGGGCUAACAAAAGAUCAAGUGCCAAUCUCCAUAUGUUUUGUAACUUGUUGCUUGGGUUACCUUCAAAUAACUUCUAUCAGUCACAGCAACAGCUUUGCUGUUACAGAGAUUCUUAGCUAGCCUGGAAUAAAUGUCCCCUACUAAUGCAAGGGUCACAUUUCUGCUUCUAUUGGAAUGUUAAACAUUGUGCACUUUCAAUAGAUUUAGUUACGUAGUGUCCUCACCUAACAAAACAUGAUCAUUAAGUAAAUUGUAUUUGUGCAGGCUUUGGGGGCUUCUGCUGUUUAACUUUCUUUUCCCUUAAAUGUAAUCUUAAAAAAAAAUUACCAAAAUGCAAUGGUAGUAUUUCAAGUAGCUAUGUAGUCUUAAAGGUCUAAUGACUGUUUUUUUGUUUGUUUGGUUGGUUGUUUUUUUUCUUUAUCAUGCAGUUAAAAUUGGUAUUCCAAAAUAACUGUUAAGUUAAGAAGAAUCCUCAUAUACCAACCCUUUUGGAAAUUGCUGUGAAGUUUAUUUGUAUAAGAUGUCUUAUUUUCAUUACAACUGUAUAAAUAGCCACAAUCUACUAUUCCAAAUGUUUAAUUUGCUUCCUUCUCAAACAGGCAUGAAAUGAUUCAGUGAAAAAAUGCUAUUGUAUUUACAAUGAAUAGCAUCCGAAAAAAAAUCAGUGUUUUUAUUUCAUAAAUGACAAAAAAUGGCUAUAUUUGCCUGAUGGCACGUGUGUUAUAGUUUACAGACAGGACUAAAUAUGACUUGUGGCUUCUACCUCAAGAGAUAAACCAAUUUUAACUGCUUCUGUAGAUCUGUUGUGUGUUAAAAUGACUAGAGAGUAACACUACAGCAGUUUAGCAAACUCAUUUUGUUUGCUUUGGUAGAGCACUAGUCUGUACUGUGGGAAUCAAGUACUGUUUAAAGCAGACAGUGUUCAUCAUUUACAUUAGAAGUCAGCUACCUGAAGGUUUUUGUUCUUGUCCUUUGAAAAGUAAUGUGAUGGGAAAUGUGGAUUGCACCCCAUGACUGUGGAGCUCUGACUGAAAGCAAAUUGCUUGGUAAGCUGAAGUACCUUCAUCAACAAGAAAGCUGAUGGUACCUUUCAGAGGUGAUGAAUGUGGUGGUGUAUGUGAUCUUUUAGCCCUCUGAAACACUGGGAUGUAGGCAGUUCAUCUCACUUCUAUUUAGUUCAUUGUUUUAAAUCAAAAGUCAAUUUUUUGUCAGAUGUGAACUGUUGUGAAAAGCAUCUGAGGGAACAAAAUUGUAUGUUGAAUUUAGCAUAGUCUUUAUCCCUCAAGGUAAUGUCUUUGAGACAGUUUUGCCGAGAUAAGUGUGGGUGGCAGCAAAGGUCAAAAUGACAGCCUUAAAGUGUUUCUGUCGUUGCAAAAAUAUCUCUAACAGAAACAUGCUUGGAACAUUUCCCCUUUUAAAUGUAAUUUAUAAUUGCUGCUUUAAAAAUCGUGAGGAUGGAUCUUAUUCUGAGCAGAUGAAUACUGUAAAUAUCCUUGUCAUACCUUGAAUAAAUGGGUACCUUUUUCUAUAA